This is a messenger RNA of Triplophysa dalaica, 932 nucleotides long. It is a transcript of the gene mcee, whose product is annotated as methylmalonyl CoA epimerase. Gene Ontology annotation, molecular function: methylmalonyl-CoA epimerase activity. The transcript has 3 exons. Bases 108 to 635 code for a protein of 175 amino acids. Gene Ontology annotation, cellular component: mitochondrion. NCBI's taxonomy places the organism in Eukaryota, Metazoa, Chordata, Actinopteri, Cypriniformes, Nemacheilidae. Gene Ontology annotation, biological process: L-methylmalonyl-CoA metabolic process. The record is from RefSeq and is a predicted model, not a curated record.
GUACUUUUGCUAAGGUAUAAACAAUGCAUUAAUUAGAGAAUAAAUUAAACUUAACCUCCUCACUCUUUAUAAAUAAAGUUUUUCAAAGGUUCAAUAAAACCGCAAAGAUGGCUGCCUCCAUACUGAAGUUUGCAGUUGCGGGUAUUUCGAGGUGUGCACGGCACACGUUACCCUCAGUACGGGCAUUGUCUUUGUCUUUGCCCGUCAGACUGGGUGUCCCUCAGUCUUUGUGGAAGUUAGGCAGGCUGAAUCAUGUGGCUAUCGCAGUACCAGAUCUAGAGAAAGCCACCGCGCUGUAUCGGGAUGUUCUGGGGGCUCAGGUGAGCGCAACUGUGCCUCUCCCUGAGCACGGGGUGUACACUGUGUUUGUGGAACUGGGCAACACAAAAUUAGAGCUCCUGCACCCGCUGGGGGAGAAAAGUCCCAUCGCAGGAUUCCUGCAGAAGAACAAAGCUGGAGGGAUGCAUCACAUCUGUAUUGAGGUUGAUGAUAUUAAUGCAGCAAUAGCUGACUUGAAGGAAAGGAAAAUCCGACUGCUCUCCCCAGAGCCUCGGAUAGGAGCCCACGGCAAACCUGUGAUGUUCCUCCACCCUAAAGACUGUGAUGGAGUCCUUGUGGAGAUAGAGCAGGCCUAGAUAUUUGGAAGUCAUUGCAUUGUCUAUCAGACAGCAACGCUGACAUAUUUGGAUGUUCACUUUUGACAUGAAUAAAAAUCUGAUAUUUACUCAAACCCAUGUCACUCCAAACUAUUCUAUUCUGUGACUGUCUUUAAUCACUUAAAGAAUCUUGAUGCUUCUCUUUUUCAUGAAAUUAAACUAAACAGAGACUAAGCAUGUCAGUCACUAACAUUCUCCAUAACAGAUCUUAUUGUGCUCCAUGGAAGAAUUUGUCAUAUAGGUUUGGAACAACAUGAGGAUAAAUGGGAAUAUGUA